AUGAAUUUAGCUGAGGUAGUUCAUGCAAGUUGGAGUAAACGAGACAAGAUGAACAUGUCUCUUCUGGAUGCAGCAUACGCGGACGCUUGCGAUAAUGUGCAGCUUGAAGUCGAUUAUAAGGCGUUUCGUGAUGGAGUUUCAUGCAUUGGUACAGGUCCUUCGAUGCUUGACAAAAAACGAAAUGCAACAGCAAAUCAGCUAAAACUUGCGAAAACACUUGGUGAAGAGCUAACAAGAGAAGACAUAACUGACAAGGACAGGACAGUUGCCCCUUCUGAAAGCGCAGUGCCCUUUACCACACCACAUGACAGACAUAACGCCAGUGUUAUGAGCGGACCGCGAAAAUCAUCACAAGCAAGACCUGGUCGGUACAGAACAGCACGCAGCAAACAUUUUAACGAUCGCUUGGAGAAAGCUAAACAAGAAAAAGAUUCAUUAAAAGCAGAACAUGUUAAUAAAAAUUCAAUACAUUGUGGUCUAUCGUACACAAUAUCAACGUCGCAGUGUAAAACCUACCAAGUUUGUAUAGGAACUCAGCACACGUGUGAAUGUCCUGAUUUCGCGAAAAGUCGUGGUAAGGAUUUGUGUAAACACAUUAUUUGGACUCUGCUAUACAUUUGCAAAAUUCCCGAAAACAAUGCGACAUUGCAACAGGUAUCCCUUACAGAUGAUGAGCUGCAACGGAUAGUGGCAAAUACACCCAAGGAGAUCUCAAAUUCCUUUAGAUGGGACGGCAAAAAUAAAAAAUCUCUGUGA
Messenger RNA from Dendronephthya gigantea, 756 nucleotides. RefSeq lists its product as uncharacterized. Bases 1 to 756 code for a protein of 251 amino acids. Gene Ontology annotation, molecular function: ubiquitin protein ligase activity; zinc ion binding. The record is from RefSeq and is a predicted model, not a curated record. The transcript has a single exon. NCBI's taxonomy places the organism in Eukaryota, Metazoa, Cnidaria, Anthozoa, Malacalcyonacea, Nephtheidae.